Gossypium raimondii (Peruvian cotton) is the source of this 1426-nucleotide messenger RNA. RefSeq names its product serine carboxypeptidase 1. Gene Ontology annotation, biological process: proteolysis. The record is from RefSeq and is a predicted model, not a curated record. Lineage: Eukaryota; Viridiplantae; Streptophyta; Magnoliopsida; Malvales; Malvaceae. The coding region runs from base 50 to 1426 and encodes 458 amino acids. Gene Ontology annotation, molecular function: serine-type carboxypeptidase activity. Gene Ontology annotation, cellular component: vacuole. The transcript has 7 exons.
CUUCUGUGAAGCCGCCGAUCGACAAGGGGAAAUCCUUCACAAGUUGCUGAUGUCGGGGAGGUCUGAAAAAUCUCGUAUAUCUUCUUCACGUUCAUGGGCAGCUGGCUUGCAUGGCUCCAAUCCGUCGACGUACUCGCCUGUUUGCAUUGAGCCGCAAGAUGGGAAAAUGGAAGCCGACGAGAUUGAUGCAUUGCCUGGACAACCAGACGGCGUUGAUUUUGAUCAAUACGCAGGAUAUGUGACUGUUGAUCAAAAGGCUGGUCGAGCUUUGUUCUAUUACUUCGUCGAGUCACCUCGCAAUUCUUCGUCUAAUAAUCCCUUGAUUUUGUGGCUCAAUGGAGGGCCAGGAUGUUCGUCAUUGGGGUAUGGGGCUAUGAGUGAGUUAGGACCAUUUAGAGUAAACAGUGAUGGCCAAACGCUCUUCAGGAAUGACUUUGCAUGGAACAAUGUGGCAAACGUGAUCUUCCUUGAAUCGCCGGCUGGUGUGGGCUUUUCUUUUUCUAAUACAUCCUCCGACUACGACAAUGCCGGGGAUACCACCACCGCAAUCGACACCUACACUUUUCUGGUCAACUGGUUGGAGAGGUUCCCUCAGUAUAAAAGCAGGGAUUUUUUCAUCGCGGGUGAGAGCUAUGCCGGUCACUACGUCCCUCAGCUAGCUUCCACUAUUCUCUACAACAAUGAAAACACAAAUCAAACUGUUAUCAACCUCAAAGGCAUUGCUGUGGGAAAUGGGUUGCUGGAUGAGGCCAUAACUUUACGGGGGAUAUAUGAUAAUUUCUGGACACGUGCUUUGAAUUCAGACGAAACCUACAAAGGAAUCCAUAAAUACUGUGACUUUGCCAAUGAUACUGCUUCAGAAAAAUGCUUUGAUUUCACUGGUCAGGCCGAUGAUGAGAUAGGAGACAUCGACAUUUAUAACAUUUAUGCUCCCAUUUGCCUCGACUCUUCUCUGAAAAAUGGCUCCCACGGUAGUGUGCACGACUUUGAUCCUUGCACGGAUUAUUAUGUGGAGAAUUAUCUAAAUAUUCCAGAGGUACAAAAGGCCCUCCACGCAAAUCAGACUGAAUGGACCCAUUGCAGAGAUUAUGCAUGGACAGAUCGGCCACCUACUAUUCUACCUAUUCUAAAAAAUAUCAUUCAAAGUGGAGUGAGUGUCUGGAUAUACAGCGGGGACAAGGAUGGGCGUGUGCCGGUUGCUGCGACCAGGUUUUCAUUGAACGUGUUAAAGCUUGGGGUGAAGAAGGGUUGGCAUGCAUGGUAUAGCGAGAAAGAGGUAGGAGGGUAUGUGGUGGAGUAUGAAGGAGGAUUGGCAUUGGUUACAGUGAGAGGGGCUGGCCAUUUGGUCCCAAGCAACCAGCCACAACGUGCACUAACCUUCAUCUCUUCUUUCCUUCAAGGGACUCUCCCUCCUUCCACCCCAUGA